This is a messenger RNA of Suncus etruscus (white-toothed pygmy shrew), 1599 nucleotides long. It is a transcript of the gene MEX3A, whose product is annotated as mex-3 RNA binding family member A. Lineage: Eukaryota; Metazoa; Chordata; Mammalia; Eulipotyphla; Soricidae. Gene Ontology annotation, molecular function: RNA binding. The record is from RefSeq and is a predicted model, not a curated record. The transcript has 2 exons. Bases 1 to 1599 code for a protein of 532 amino acids.
AUGCCUAGUCUAGUGGUAUCUGGAAUCAUGGAGAGGAACGGGGGCUUCGGGGAGCUGGGGUGCUUCGGGGGCAGCGCCAAGGACCGCGGGCUGCUGGAAGACGAGCGCGCCCUGCAGCUGGCUCUCGACCAACUCUGCCUGCUGGGUUUGGGGGAGCCCCCCGCCCCCACGGCGGGCGAGGACGGGGGCGGCGGGGGGGGCGGCGCCCCCCAGCCGCCCGCCGCCCCCCAGCAGCCGGCCCCGCCGCCGCCGCCGCCCCCCGCCGCGGGGCCCCCCGCCGUGCCCCCCAGCGUGCCGCCGGCCGCCCCCAGCGCGGCGCAGACCCCCCAGCCGCCCGCCGCCCCCAAAGGGCCCGGCGACGCCAAGCUCUGCGCGCUCUACAAGGAGGCCGAGCUGCGCCUCAAAGGCAGCAGCAACACCACCGAGUGCGUCCCGGUGCCCACCUCGGAGCACGUGGCGGAGAUCGUGGGCAGGCAAGGCUGUAAGAUUAAGGCUCUGCGGGCCAAGACGAACACCUACAUCAAGACUCCGGUUCGUGGAGAAGAGCCAGUGUUCAUGGUGACCGGGCGGCGGGAAGACGUGGCCACGGCCCGCCGCGAGAUCAUCUCGGCCGCGGAGCACUUCUCCAUGAUCCGCGCCUCGAGAAACAAGUCAGGCACCGCCUUCAGCGUGGCACCCGCGCUGCCCGGCCAGGUGACCAUCCGUGUGCGGGUGCCCUACCGCGUGGUGGGGCUGGUCGUGGGCCCCAAGGGGGCCACCAUCAAGCGGAUCCAGCAGCAGACCAACACCUACAUCAUCACCCCCAGCCGCGACCGGGACCCCGUGUUCGAGAUCACGGGGGCACCGGGCAACGUGGAACGGGCGCGCGAGGAGAUCGAGACGCACAUAGCCGUGCGCACUGGCAAGAUCCUCGAGUACAACAACGAGAAUGACUUUCUGGCCGGCAGCCCCGACACCGGCUGCGCCCUGGACAGCCGCUAUUCUGAGGCCUGGCGUGUGCAUCCCCCGGGUUGCAAGCCCCUGUCCACUUUCCGCCAGAACAGCCUGGGCUGCAUCGGAGAGUGUGGUGUGGACGCAGGUUUUGAGGCCCCACGCCUGGGCGAGCAGGGCAGCGACUUCGGCUACGGUGGUGGGUACCUGUUUCCCAGUGGCUACGGGGUGGGCAAGCAGGACAUGUACUACGGAGUGGCUGAGACCAGCCCCCCGCUAUGGGCAGGCCAGGACAAUGCCACCACACCCAGCUCCGUGCUCUUCUCCUCCGCCUCCUCGUCCUCAUCCUCAUCGGCCAAGGCCCGAGCCGGGCCUCCAGGUGCCCACCGCUCACCCGCUUCCACCGGGCCCGAGCUGGCCGGCCUCCCACGACGCCCACCCGGAGAGCCUCUGCAAGGCUUCUCCAAACUCGGGGGUGCAGGCCUUCGCAGCCCCGGCGGCGGGCGGGAUUGCAUGGUGUGCUUCGAGAGCGAGGUGACUGCAGCCCUGGUGCCCUGCGGGCACAACCUCUUCUGUAUGGAGUGUGCGGUGCGCAUCUGCGAGAGGACGGACCCCGAGUGUCCCGUCUGCCACAUCACUGCCACACAAGCCAUCCGAAUAUUCUCCUAA